AUUUAAAGUCUCGCCCCAGCGGGAACGGUCCUUUGGCAGGUGCAGUGAGACAUUUCGUCGAACGCCUGGCCUGCCAUUUCAUCCGCCCCAAAUCGGUCGAGAUGAUGAGAUUGAACGAAGACGACAUGUUCCCGUCGACGCCGGGGAAGGUCAAGAUCGAGCGGGCGCACUCCAUGAAUCGCCAGUUCCACCGGUGCUUCGCCUCCACCGGCACCAUGUUCCUGUGGGCGCUCUUCUUGAUCGCGCUGACCGCCUCUUACCUCAGCUUCGAGAGCUUCGUCGAUUCUUCCUCCCGCUACUUCAACUCCUCUUGGGGCGGGAUGCGGUGGGAGAUGCAGAUCCGGACGUCCGCCACCCCCCGCCGCGCCGGCGGCAAGUCCGUGCUCCUCACCGGCGCCGCCGGCUUCGUCGGCACGCACGUGUCUAUGGCCCUCCGCAAGCGCGGCGACGGCGUCGUCGGGCUGGAUAACUUCAACAGCUACUACGAUCCGUCGCUGAAGAAGGCCCGCAAGGCGGUCCUGGCGUCGCACGGCGUGUUCGUGGUGGAGGGAGACAUCAACGACGCCCGCCUCCUCUCCAAGCUCUUCGAUGUCGUGCCCUUCACCCACGUGAUGCACCUAGCGGCGCAGGCCGGCGUCCGCUACGCCAUCGAGAACCCGGCGUCUUACGUCCACAGCAACAUCGCUGGUCUGGUCGCCCUGCUCGAGGCCUGCAAGUCCGCUGAUCCGCAGCCGGCGAUCGUCUGGGCGUCGUCUUCGUCGGUGUACGGCCUCAACGAGAAGGUGCCCUUCUCGGAGUCCGACCGCACAGACCGUCCUGCAUCCCUCUACGCCGCCACCAAGAAAGCCGGCGAGGAGAUCACCCACACCUACAACCACAUCUACGGCCUCUCCAUCACCGGCCUUCGUUUCUUCACCGUCUACGGGCCCUGGGGCCGCCCCGACAUGGCCUACUUCUCCUUCACCCGCAACAUCCUCCAGGGUAAGCCCAUCACCGUCUACCGCGGCAAGAACAGGGCCGACCUCGCCCGCGACUUCACCUACAUCGACGACAUCGUCAGGGGCUGCGUCGCCUCCCUCGACACCGCGUCCAAGAGUACUGGCAGCGGCGGCAGCAAGCGCGGUCCAGCCCAGUUCCGCAUCUUCAACCUGGGCAACACAUCGCCGGUCACUGUGCCGGCUCUCGUCCGCAUCCUGGAGCAGCACCUCAAGGUGAAGGCGACGAUCAACGAGGUGGAGAUGCCCGGCAACGGCGACGUCCCCUUCACCCAUGCCAACAUCAGCUUUGCUCGCGCCGAGCUCGGCUACAACCCAACGACCAACCUGGAGGUCGGCCUCAAGAAGUUCGUCAAGUGGUACCUCUCCUACUACGGCUACAACCCCAGAUCCACCGCCAGAACUUCCAAAAGCUUGUAAAGAUCCCUUUCCUCUGCUCCUUUCUACAUUUUUGUUCAAAUUUAGGUUCUUAUAAAAAUCACAAUGGAUUCUUUCUUCAAGAAAGAAGGAAACUAUUAAUUCUACUUCCACUCUGUCCUUGCGAUUCUAUUCGCACUAUUUUUCCUUCGUUCAUAUUAAUCAAAAUCCUGGUUCUCCGGCAAUCCGCCCGCUCCCAAUCGCCGGCGGCGGAGAAGAUCGGAGCUCAGUGUCUCUUUUUUAAAUUUGUCGCCAUUAAUGAUGUUAUCUUAUCGAGAUAUACGCGUUGUUUUACACUUUUGAGUGCCCGGGACACCCAUCAUGCCACCUUCCGUAUCAAUGGCUGAAUUCGCGGGGCCCACGCGCCGAUCGGGAGUCCACCGCGUGGUGCAUCGGGGAGUGAGCGCCAGCUUCAGUGGAACCACACGGAAUGAUUCCGUGCGGUCGCAGCGGAGGAGACAGCUGGCCAUGGGCCAAAUGGACGUCCCUGAUCAGUGAUGAUGCGCAGCUGUAACACUCUCUCUCCGAGCCUUUACAGCGCGUGUUAUGUCCACAGCUGGAAUAUUCGCGAACAGCUCCCUUUUUCAGACCCGACCUGCCUUCUCGGCCUACGUGGCGCGUGACGUCCUCCAUUUUGCGCCCGUUGCAGAAGCGGCUGGUCUCGUUCCUGUCGUCUUCCCACUUGGUCCGACAAUGGCGAGGUGCGAAUCGCUUCUUCUCCCUUUGUAUUUUCUCAGUUCGAUCACAAUCGCUUUGUUCUUCAUACUUCUAUAUCUUGCCGAUCUGUGCUUGGGGAUUUCUUUAAUUUGGACCCCCUUCUAGAUUUUGCAGACUUCUUUUAAUUUGGAUCGUCGGGAUUUGUUAAAUAAUUUCAUGCUUCUAUAUCUUCCAGAUCAAUUUUAGUCAACAUAAGGGAGUUUUAGAUGAUUUAUAGAAAAUGUUAAAAACGCACAUAUAUUGAAUCCUGACUAAUGGUGUUAUUAGCCAUGAAUAUACUGGCCGAGUCCGUGACUUGGUUGUUAAAGAGCAGAUUAUCUUUCUAAAUACUCCAGCAUUCCAAUGUUUAACAGGAUUUCAUAUCUUGUUUCCCAUAUGUUAUUGUUAAUUUACUGAGAGGUAGAUACAAAAGCUUAUUUGAAUUUUGUUCUUUACUGAGAGGUUUAUACAAAACCCCUUUAUCAUAAUUUUUAUUGAUCAAGUCCUUAAUAACCUGUAAGUUGGUGUGUAUACUAUGUAUUUGGAAAAUUUGUUCAUUAUAUCACCCAAAUUGAUGACCCUAAUAAUCUUGUCUAUGGUAGAUACAAGUUGUUUCUUGUGCUUAGAAAUUUUGAUGAUCAGAUAAUAGAUUGUGUUAAUGCAAUUGAUUACAUCACAUCGUGAUGGCAUAUUACCUGGGAUAGAUACAUGUUUCCUUGAGUUCUAUUUUAGGUUUAGGAUGUGAGGAUCAAAACCUACCUAAGGAGGACAUUGAAGGAUCACAGAACCAGAUUCUUUAUGAUUACUACUACGUUAAAAAUUUAGGUGGAAACUACACUGAAACAACGAGUUCCCAUCCUACCACUAAACUACUAAAGACUGUAGGUUGGGUUGUUCUGUAGGCGUGAAUAGAAUAGAAUAGAAUAGAAUGGGAAUGGAAAUGAGAUUGGAUUAGAGAGGAAUCCUUAGUGAAAUGUUUAAUUCCAUUCCUAUGUUGCAUUAUAGAAUGAAAUGAAGAUAUAAAGUAUCCAUUGAACAUAUGUAUGGAUGACAUUUUUUACAAAACGUGAUGUCAAACACAUUCACAACUUGCAAAGCUUGUUCAUAGAUCAGAUACAUCUAUAACUUACAGCCAAGUAAUUGGCCACAGUGCAUGGAUGAGAGGUUAAUCCACAAUUAGUUUGAUGCACAAGUAAAUUAUACAUGGAUGAGAGGUUAUAAGAACCACCCAUAAUACCCAAUGUUUUAGCAAGUAAAUAUUUUUCAGUCGAUUUAAGAGCUUUUCAUGUGGAGUGGGAUAGGAUCGAGUGAGGGAUGGGUUUCUUCUGAGUUUUUUUAGGCCUGUAAUGUUUUAUUCAGGGGUCUACAACCUGGAAUCUUGAUUACAUUUGGAAGGAGAAUACUGGAUUUCAUUUUGAUUCACUAAAUAGGCAACCAAACAGAGAAACGACUCUCAAUAGAAAUGAAUCACUCCACUCCAAACACAACCUUUUAAUUUAUACCUAUUAGAGCUAGUUGGUUGAGUAACCACCAACUGAAUGAUUCCAGCCUCAAAUCCUAAUUGGGAUUCAGACUUUUUAGGUUAGUUUGGAUCAUAUGAUUUUGAUAAUCAACCUUGAAGGCAAGAUAUCAAUAGAUGGACAAUUUUUAAAGAAAAUACCUCUUAAUAUUUCAGCCAUGACUAAUCAAUUCAUUAGUCACUAAUUAAUGUGAAAAAAACAUCCUUAAAUUAACCAAUCAAUCAUUAAAGCAAACAUAGAACAUGUUGAAGGCAAGUAUGAAGAGAAAUUAUGGUUAGGCCAAUUUUGAUUUAAGGAUUUUAACAAUGUAUUAUUACACGGUCACUGGGAAACACAUACAUCACUAACCUCAAGGGCAGCUCAGUUAAAAUAUUAAGUUUUUAUACUAAUGAGACUAACCAGGUCAACCAGUUAAUGGCCAACCAAAAGGGUCGAACCAAAAUUCUGGUUGAUUUAACCUCAUAAAUCAACCGCGAUCCAGCAAUCCAGUUUGGCACACAUUGCUUAGCACAGCAACUUGCAGCUCUAGGAACACAAUGUGCUCUGCAGUUCUCCGCAGGAGUUCCUCAACUCCAACACCACCUUGGCAUCCAGGGACCAUUCCCUCUAGUUUCUUAAGCUUCCUCACCACCCAAUGCUGGGCUGAGCUCUUCUUCCUUGGUCGAACUCUUGAAGCUCUCCCUGCCAUUGAAGAGAUCCUGGCCAAGGGAGUGGAGGUUGAUGCAGCAUAAAUAGGCAGUGAAAAGAUGGCGAGUGUUCAGCUAGGGAAGUGGUGGCAAUUUAUUGGCCAACCUGCCCAUGCAAAGUUUAUCAUAUCAUGUAGAGUGAGAUAUUGCUAGUUUAGGACUUGAAAUUAGUUGCUGCUCUGCAAGUCCACAUGUUUUCAUUUCAUUGUUUAUUUCCAGGUCCACUUGCAACUUGUGAUCCAAAACUGAACACAUCAUAGUACGUAGUCUAAGAUGUUGCUGCCUCUUUUGUGUACUGUACAGAAAAGCAUAAUUAAAUGAUAAUUAUUCGAUCGAUCGAUCGAGCAUUCAUUCAUUUUUAA
Molecule: messenger RNA, 4676 nt
Organism: Zingiber officinale
Lineage: Eukaryota; Viridiplantae; Streptophyta; Magnoliopsida; Zingiberales; Zingiberaceae
Product: UDP-glucuronate 4-epimerase 1-like
Exons: 1
Coding region: 102-1415 (437 amino acids)
Source: RefSeq, a predicted model, not a curated record